GCACUUCCUGUUUGUUGUUGGAGAAAGGAGAGAAAGGAAAGCGCGAGGAGCAGCCGUCACCGUCACCAGCGCCGCCGCGCCGGAGCCGAGGGAGACCGGGCCCCUUCCCGCCGCGCCGUCCCGCCGUCGGCCCCGCGUCCUCGGACUUGUUCCAGCAGCCUGUUAAAACAUGGUGGAUUACUAUGAAGUUCUAGGCGUGCAGAGACAUGCCUCAGCCGAGGAUAUUAAAAAGGCAUAUCGGAAACUGGCACUGAAGUGGCAUCCAGAUAAAAAUCCUGAGAAUAAAGAAGAAGCAGAGAGAAAAUUUAAACAAGUAGCUGAAGCGUAUGAGGUGUUAUCAGAUGCUAAAAAACGGGACAUCUAUGACAAGUACGGCAAAGAAGGAUUAAACGGUGGAGGUGGAGGUGGAAGUCACUUUGACAGUCCGUUUGAGUUUGGCUUCACAUUCCGUAACCCAGAUGACGUCUUCAGGGAAUUUUUUGGUGGAAGGGACCCGUUUUCAUUCGAAUUCUUUGAAGACCCAUUUGAAGACUUUUUUGGUAGUCGAAGGGGCCCCCGCGGAAGCAGAAACCGAGGCACAGGGUCGUUUUUCUCUGCCUUCAGUGGAUUUCCAUCUUUUGGAGGAGGAUUUCCUUCCUUUGAUACAGGAUUUACUUCCUUUGGUUCACUGGGUCAUGGGGGCCUCACUUCGUUCUCUUCCACGGCAUUUGGUGGUAGUGGGAUGGGCAACUUCAAAUCUAUAUCAACUUCUACUAAAACCGUUAAUGGCAGAAAAAUCACUACAAAGAGAAUUGUCGAGAAUGGUCAAGAAAGAGUAGAAGUUGAAGAAGAUGGCCAGUUAAAGUCUCUAACGAUAAAUGGUGUAGCAGACGAGGACGCCUUCGAGGAAGAGUGCAGGCGAAGAGGCCAGAAUGCGCUGCCCUCCCAGCCCGCCAGCACCAGCGUCCGCUCGCUGAGGUCGCACAGGCCUGCCUCUCUACCCAAACACACAUCUCACUAUGUUUUUGAGGACGAGGACGAGCAAGGCAGACAUCGGGCCACGAGCAACUGGGAUCCCUCCAUGUUCUCAGCAGCCCGAACGGUCAUUGUUUAGGGAGCUCUGGCAGUGGUGUGGCUGUGGGUGAGUGUGAUCUGGAUUUGACUUGCUGGCAUUUGUGUUUUGUGAACAUGCUGUUACGUUAAAUCACUAACCUCCUGUGAGACCCACUCCGCUUCAUCUGAGAGGAUAGGGCCUGCCUCUCGGAGCCAGCGAACCCUGCAGUAAGACGCUGACAAAGGAUUAGUGUUUUCAUUUGUGAAUGGCACACAUCCUGUGGGUCUGUCAAGAACAUCUAACUGUUAAAAGAGAAAAUUAAAAUUAUUCAACAUGAAAAUAAUUCAUGAAUGAGAGAAUAAAAUUGAUCCUUUAACUUUUUUUGCUUCUAUUUGUGUGGUUUGAAGAAAGCCCCUCACCCAGGAAUGCUGUAGCUGCUGCCCUGUGCAAAGCGGAGCAUGGCGCUCACGGGGCUAAUGCGCGUAGUUAACCUGGGGUGGCUUUGACCGCUUUUGAAGUUUGUCUUUUUAAAGAAACUAACUUACGCAUCUAUACCUGCUUCUCUUAUAAAACUUUUAGCAGUUCUUUAGAAGGUGUUUUUUCUCUAUGGGACCUAUAACAAACCUGGUCGUUGCCGUGGGAACUCUUGGACAAGUCUGUGAGGGUCAGUCUGAGGUAGGGCUGCCGGGUGUCGGAUGUUCCAGACCCGCUGGGAGCGAAGGGAACAGCCGCCUCGGGUGCUGCUCGAGUGCAUUUCCUCUGUAGGGAGUUCGGGGGACAGGAAGACUUCCUUUUUCUUGGUUGUUUUUUACUUAAACAUUGACCAAUUUAAUAAAAUACCAAAGCAAUUGUGGUUUGCGGUGGAGCCGUGUGCUCUCCCCUUCCCCACGGACCUGACCUCGUCCUUUCGUCCUGCGACGUGGGGACCUGCCUGCCUCGGAAAUCUCAGGGCUCUUUGGAAUCGUGACCCCUGAGAGUAGAUUCCUCAACACUAGAAAGGAGGUCUUUUUUUCUAAUAAACACCUGUAUUCUCUGUUCUGGGUCAGGGCCUUGGUUAACGUUGGUUUUGGUGAAGGUGGGGAUGUGAAAAGCUGCCCUAUUGGGUGGCAGGGCAGGUAGACUUUGGGUUUCCCUUCGAGGCUUGUCGACACAAGUGGCUAGAACCGGGUGGGCUUAGGGAGGGCCUAGGUGGGUUCCUGGGCUGUGGACACGGCCGCACUCUUGCAGACCCACAGCUUAGAGCGUUAGUCAUGGCAGAGCUGUGCUCUGUGUCCCCUCGUGCCCAGACUCAUGGGCAUGUUUCACUCCAUUCCCCUCCAUCUGAGGCCUUUGCUGCAGACGCAGUGUGUGUAGGGCCUGUUUGAAUAGGUGGGGACAGAGAUUCUUCAUUCAACGUCUGUUUCCUGACAUGGUUUUGGAGAGGAUUUCCUACCAGACAGACUGGGCUCCUAGGGUGAGUUAGACUUCCUGUUCUGGGUUCAGCUGCGAGCACUUGCCCCUGCAGUGGUGGGAGGACCGGGCCCUCGGGGUUGCUUCCUGCACCGCACUGUCUCGGAGAGAGAGGGUGGCCCAGGGUGACUCCAGCUCUGCCUGCCUGGGCUCCGGUGGGUGGCGCGGGCCUGUCGGGCCUGUGCAUCUUUGCCCCUCGGGCCCUGGACUGUGGCUGGGGGCCACUUGGGAUUGCCAGGCGGGCGCCUGCCGGGUGGAACGUUUCUGGCCGGUGGACCGAAUGUGUAGCAGCUCCAUGGACUGGAGUCUUGUCGUUUGUGCCGGAAUUCCUUUGGUUUGUCUGAGGUUAUCUUUCUGUGGUCGUCUUAAAAUUAAAACUGCCUUGUAGCAGAAGUGGCAUUUUAGUGAGAAAUUUGAGUGAGGAAUUGAUUCCCCAGGCCCCAUGCUGUGACAGUAGGUGGUCUCCGGGAAGGAGCCAGGGUCGCAGUGGAUCACGGGGACACGGGCUGGAACCUGGAGGCCCUGGAGGACAGCUCAGCCCAGCUCCACCUGCUGUGUGCUCUGGGGCUUCGCAGUCCCUUCUGGGUCAGGUGUGAGGAUUUCAUGACUGGAGGAAGUGGUGUGGGGCCCAGGUCAGGCCCGGGCUGUGAGCUCUCCAUCUUGUCGAGGGAGGCAGGAGAGGGUCACCGGGUCUGCCAGCAUCUGCGCCCCAGGAGCCCGUCUGCCGCCCUUGGCCCAGCCCUUGUACCGCCUACCCCACAGUGGUUCUUCCGGGUCCUUUGGCUCCCUCUCCUGCCCUUGGGUGCUCAUACUUGAAUUUGAAAGUGACAGUUGCAUAAAGGGACGCGUGGAUCAGAAUCUGGACAGCGCGGAGCUGAGAGAAGGACUGGACUUCUCACCUUGCUUGCUGGGCUUCUGGGGCUGCAGGACCAUCAGGGAUGGGAGAGAUUCCUUGUCACUAGGCGGUUAGCAGUUUUUCUUUCUCUUAUUUUCGGCUCCUUUUACAUGUCCUUGAGUCUGGGGGGAGGAAAAGAGGCUGUGCUCGUCUACCUGCAUGGGGGACCUUUAGGAAGUUACACCUUCAGGGAGUCAGAAGCCAGGAGGCCACUCAGCCCUGCAGUCAGUCGAGUUGCCCAAGUAAGCACAGCUGAGGUCUCUGAACCCCGUCCACGGUCCGUGUUCAUGGGGUGGCCAUGUCCUCCUUGAAAAGGCCUUUGCCUGCACCCCUCACAGCCGCCCUGGGGACUGAUCACAGGAGCAGUCGCUGUGGAGGUUUUCUCCAUGGAAGACCCAUCUGGGACUGCAUGUGGCCCUCCUGACGUCACCCUCUGUUAGUACCUACAACUUGUGAUCAGGGUGUAGUGCACACUGGCAGGUUCCAAAACCUGCUCCGUCCCAUUUUGAUGCCUUGGGGGAUGUUCUCUCUUCCUCUGUUGCACCCUAGCAUCACUGCUGUUUGGGUCCCAGGCCCCCUGGAGUCACCUCUGGGCUGGGACUGUGAAUGAGGCCUUCUGCCUGCCCCGCCCUGCCGUGCAUCAUGCCGUGUACACCUGUGUCACUUAGCCAUUUGUCUUCUUCCUCCCCAUUCAAAACAUCAAGGUGACUUUCCUCAACAUGUGGCCCUGGUGGCUUAGUGUUUGGCAGGUGGCAGCCCCUGUUCUCUGCAUUGGGCAGCCAGGCCCUUGGGCUGCACGGUACCCUGGGAAAGGGGCGGCCUCUGACGCACUUGCACAGCAGCCAAAGUUGAGUGGUCGGUGAAGGAUGGCAAGUGUGGGGCCCUCUGCCUCCCUGAGAUGGGAAUGAAGAGGCCCCGGAAGCCUGUUCGGUAGAGGCCCUUGGGCUUUGCGUCCCUGCUAGCCGCGGCGGCAGUGAGCACCUUGGAAGGCAGGCUUCCCUCUGGUGAUGGGCAGAUGGCGGUUGUCAGCCAGGCACCGGCCUGGGUCCAGAUCCCGUCAUGAGCGGCUGUGGGCACCCAUCUCACGGACACAAGGGCCCCAGUCCACCUGUGGUUGUGAUGCUGCCAGAAGGGACGUCCCAGAGUGGGUGGAUGAGCAUCGUGCCUACCCCUGGCGCCUGUUAACAGACUGUGCCGAGUUCUGUCUAGAUUGGUUGUGCUCUGAAGUAUCACCUUAGACUGUAAAUCUCAAGAAUGCUUUUAGAUGGUCUGGCUUAGGGGCCCACCUGUACUAAGUCACAGACCCACAGUGACCUGGUCUGCUUCCAUUCCUCUGUUCUGUUCCGGUCAAGCCAUUUAAAUUGAUCUUUUGUUACCUAAAUUCAACUUCUGGUCUGGUUCCUACCCAGCUGUGUGCUCGUCCACCCACAUCUGAAGGACUGAUUGAGCACACGGUCCUAAGCCAUUUCUGCGGAACUGAAGCUGGAGUUCUUAUUUUGGGCUCUGUGGACAGAUUCUCCAGAGGGUGAGCAGGGCCCGUCCGUCUGUCAUUCUCCUUUGGCUCAGUCAGGAAGUUGUUGGCUUUGAGCACACGACACAGGGAAAGUGGACAAGUCCUGUCCUCAUGUUGGAAAUGGGCACCUUUCCCACGCUGAGCACCCAGAACCUGGGAGAAUGAGCCACAUCCACAGCAGUCUUCUCCCUGCAGAGCGGACUCUGCUCGGGCCAGAGCUGGAGGAGGCCUGUCACCUAAGCCGGAGCCAGCUCUGCUCAGGUCGGGGACAGGGUUGUCAGUCUCCAGGUGGGACCCCGGGCCAGGUCCUCAGACAGACGUGAGGACUCAGCAGAGGGGUUAAGUAAACCUGGCUGCUGGGCGGGUGGAGGAGGGGCCUGGCCGAGAAUGCCAGCCUCUGCGUGGCUGUGACACUCUGGAUGACGUUACAGGUUUCCAGUGCGCGGUUCAGAAAGUCAGUCCAUGUGCUUCUUGAGCUGUAGGUGCCGCCCAGGUGGAAGUGAGGAUACAUGACUGUAUUGUGGUGUUUUGUUUUUUAACGUGGGGGAGUGUUAAGAAAUGUGUUUGCCUCUUACUGGGGGAGCAGCUGCUGUUCUGCACAGUGUUUCACAAGCCAUGUUUUCUUAGGAUUCAAAGAAGGUGGCAAGAGGAAGAAGCAGAA
This is a messenger RNA of Equus quagga, 5551 nucleotides long. RefSeq names its product DnaJ heat shock protein family (Hsp40) member B6 (gene DNAJB6). Bases 170 to 1093 code for a protein of 307 amino acids. Gene Ontology annotation, cellular component: cytosol; endoplasmic reticulum membrane. The record is from RefSeq and is a predicted model, not a curated record. The transcript has 10 exons. Gene Ontology annotation, biological process: protein refolding; positive regulation of proteasomal ubiquitin-dependent protein catabolic process. Gene Ontology annotation, molecular function: ATPase activator activity; Hsp70 protein binding. NCBI's taxonomy places the organism in Eukaryota, Metazoa, Chordata, Mammalia, Perissodactyla, Equidae.